This is a messenger RNA of Paracoccidioides lutzii Pb01, 153 nucleotides long. RefSeq lists its product as hypothetical. Bases 1 to 153 code for a protein of 50 amino acids. The record is from RefSeq and is a predicted model, not a curated record. The transcript is spliced from 2 exons.
AUGACGUCCGAUAAAGUCGGUGCAGGUGGAGGUGGACGAAGGAAUGUGCUUCUCGAAAGUGAGAAGAAAGAGGGGGUUUUCCUCCCUCCGUCUUGGGUGGAGAGAACAACCGCCCGUUACACCCAGGGCAAAACUCCUGCUAAGGCUGGUUAG